UGAUAAGAGAGCGCCUGGCACUUUCAUCUGAAGCCAAAAAGGACAUCCCGUGUCAGGCACGUGACGGCGCACAUUAGCAGAGCUCCAUCUGAUAAAGGACGGCAAAACAUCACCACACUCUCUCUCUCUCUGGUCUUUCCACUUCAUCAUCCCCACCCAAAAAAAUCUCAGUGACCGUUCUUAUAAAAAACCGAAGCAUUUUUUCUAGGGUUUUGUCGGUCGCUCUCAUCCAUCUAAGCUCUCGACCUUUUCCGGCCAUGGCGACGUCCGUCGGAGCGGCGAACGCCGCCGUCUUCAAGGAUCCCAAGAUUCAGACUCAGAUUCAGACUUUCAAAGCAUUCAAGCCUUGGACUGCUCUUCCUGUAACUACUUCACGCUCACGCCCACGCUCGUCUCCUUCAGUCAUCAGAGCUGUUUCCACGCCAGUAAAGCCUGACACCACUACCUCUGAGCCUAAGCGUAGUAAGGUUGAAAUAUUCAAAGAACAAAGUAACUUCAUCAGAUACCCUCUUAAUGAGGAGCUGUUAACAGAUGCCCCGAAUAUAAAUGAGGCUGCUACGCAAUUGAUUAAGUUCCAUGGAAGCUAUCAACAGGCUAACAGAGAUGAACGUGGUCCAAAGUCGUACUCAUUUAUGCUUCGGACCAAGAACCCUUGUGGAAAAGUCCCUAAUAAGCUCUACUUAGCCAUGGAUGAUCUUGCUGAUGAAUUUGGAAUUGGAACACUUCGCUUAACCACCAGACAAACUUUUCAACUCCAUGGGGUUUUGAAGAAGGACCUAAAGACAGUAAUGAGCACCAUCAUUAGAAGCAUGGGUUCAACUCUUGGGGCCUGUGGUGAUCUCAACAGGAAUGUUCUUGCUCCUGCUGCUCCAUUUGCAAGAAAAGAUUACCUGUUUGCCCAGGAAACGGCAGAUAACAUUGCUGCACUCCUAACUCCACAGUCAGGUUUUUACUAUGAUAUGUGGGUGGAUGGAGAGAGACUUAUGUCAGCAGAACCUCCUGAAGUCACGAGGGCCCGCAACGACAAUUCUCAUGGAACCAAUUUCCUUGACUCACCCGAGCCCAUUUAUGGAACUCAGUUCUUGCCCCGGAAGUUCAAAGUUGCAGUUACUGUGCCAACAGAUAACUCGGUGGAUAUUUUCACAAAUGAUGUUGGUGUUGUUGUUGUUUCUGAUGCUAAUGGAGAGCCUCUGGGUUUCAAUAUCUAUGUUGGUGGUGGUAUGGGAAGAACACAUAGAUUGGAGACCACUUUCCCACGUCUGUCAGAGUCAUUGGGAUUUGUACGAAAAGAAGAUAUACUGUAUGCAGUGAAAGCUAUUGUUGUUACCCAACGGGAAAAUGGGAGAAGAGAUGAUCGUAAGUAUAGUAGAAUGAAAUAUUUGAUCGACUCUUGGGGGAUUGAGAAGUUCAGAAGUGUUGUCGAGCAAUACUAUGGAAAGAAAUUUGAGCCUAUACAUGAGUUACCAGAGUGGGAAUUUAAAAGUUAUUUGGGAUGGCAUGAGCAGGGUGAUGGUGGUUUAUUUUGUGGGCUUCAUGUUGAUAAUGGUCGUAUUGGGGGAAAAAUGAAGAAGACAUUAAGGGAGGUAAUUGAGAAGUAUAACUUGGAUGUGCGUCUCACACCAAACCAGAACAUUAUCUUGUGCAAUAUUCGCAGUGCAUGGAAACGCCCUAUCACUACUGCUCUUGCCCAGGCAGGUCUGCUGCAUCCAAGGUAUGUAGAUCCCCUUAACUUAACGGCAAUGGCAUGCCCAGCUCUACCACUGUGCCCUCUUGCAAUAACUGAAGCUGAGCGGGGAAUACCUGACCUCCUCAAGCGGGUUCGAGCUGUAUUUGAAAAGGUUGGUCUCAAGUACAAUGAAUCUGUGGUUAUUCGGGUAACUGGCUGCCCUAAUGGUUGUGCGAGACCUUACAUGGCCGAACUUGGACUUGUCGGUGAUGGUCCCAACAGCUAUCAGAUCUGGCUCGGGGGAACACCCAAUCAAACCUCAUUGGCGAGAACCUUCAUGAAUAAAGUUAAGAUUCAAGACCUUGAGAAGGUUUUUGAACCUUUGUUCUAUUACUGGAAACGCAAGAGACAAACUAAGGAAUCAUUCGGCAACUUCACCAACCGCAUGGGAUUUGAGAAACUUCAAGAGUUGGUUGACAAAUGGGAAGGUCCAGUGAUGUCUCCAUCUCGGUUCAACCUGAAGCUUUUUGCUGACAAGGAGACAUAUGAAGCCGUGGAUGCACUUGCAAAGCUCCAGAACAAGAAUGCCCAUCAGUUAGCCAUGGAAGUAAUUCGCAAUUUUGUUGCUGCCCAGCAAAAUGGCAAAGGUGAAUGAGUUGGCGAUGGUAGUGGUUCAAAAAUAUGACAGCCCAGGGAAGUGUUUGACAAGCAGAAAAAUAUUGAAGGUGGAUGAGGAUAUAUAUCUCUCUUGGCAUGGUUACUAGACUGUAACAGCCAAAAUAAAAGAGGAGACUGAAGUUUUUCCAAAAUAAGUGGAUACUUGAGAGUUUUCUCUAAAUUUUAUUUAUGUUCAUCUUUUUGUACUGUAGUUUUGCAGGAGUGGAUUGUUUACAAGGAUAUGGUUCCUGUAGUCGAUUUAUCCAAGUUUUGCAAGGGUAGUUUCUCGGUUCUCA
Messenger RNA from Vitis vinifera (wine grape), 2619 nucleotides. Its product is annotated as sulfite reductase 1 [ferredoxin], chloroplastic. Gene Ontology annotation, cellular component: sulfite reductase complex (NADPH); chloroplast stroma. The record is from RefSeq and is a predicted model, not a curated record. The transcript has 8 exons. Gene Ontology annotation, molecular function: 4 iron, 4 sulfur cluster binding; heme binding; sulfite reductase (ferredoxin) activity. Gene Ontology annotation, biological process: sulfate assimilation. Bases 258 to 2321 code for a protein of 687 amino acids. NCBI's taxonomy places the organism in Eukaryota, Viridiplantae, Streptophyta, Magnoliopsida, Vitales, Vitaceae.